This is a messenger RNA of Sparassis crispa, 750 nucleotides long. RefSeq names its product Protein AIM2. Gene Ontology annotation, molecular function: hydrolase activity. The coding region runs from base 1 to 750 and encodes 249 amino acids. NCBI's taxonomy places the organism in Eukaryota, Fungi, Basidiomycota, Agaricomycetes, Polyporales, Sparassidaceae. The record is from RefSeq and is a predicted model, not a curated record. The transcript has 8 exons.
AUGGUAGUCCUAGCUGCUCCAUCCAGUACGUGCUGCAUUAAGACCGUCGAGCAUACUGGUAGUGCUCGUGGGACUGUCGAGAAGAUAGCCGGGAUCGACACAUAUAUCGCGUGUCCGACCGAUGCCGAAGACACCAAGAAGAUCAUCCUAUACUUUUCGGACGUCUAUGGCCCGAUGUUCUUGAAUGCACAGCUGGUCAUGGACUACUGGGCGUCCAACGGCUACCUUGUCCUCGCUCUGGAUUACUUCGUCGGCGAUUCGAUCGGCAAGCACGUUAGCAAGCCUGGCUUCCAAGUCAGCGAGUGGGUCGAGCCCAAGGUCGCGCAAGCCAACGAGAUGGUGCCCCGUUGGCUCGAGGCGGUUAAGGAGCAAUAUGGUACUCCGGACACGAAAUGGGUCGCUGCUGGAUAUUGCUUUGGCGCACCGUUCGUGCUGGAUUGCGUCGCAUAUGACUGGAUCUCUGCAGGAGCUUUUGCCCACCCCGUAUUCCUCGACGAAGAGCAUUUCCGGCGCGCAAGGAAGCCGUUGCUGCUGUCGUGCUCGGAGGAUGACUACGCGUUCCCGAGCGAGAAACGUCGGAGGGCAGUAGACAUACUUGUCGAGAACAAGACGACUUACCAUGUGCAAGUCUUUUCUGGCGUCGCGCACGGGUUUGCGAUGUGGGGAAAUUUGCGCGAACCUGUUGCCAAGUGGGCAAAGGAGACAAGCGCGCGGAGCAUUCUCAGUUGGUUUGAUCUAUUCUGUGCAUGA